Messenger RNA from Suillus fuscotomentosus, 438 nucleotides. RefSeq lists its product as uncharacterized. NCBI's taxonomy places the organism in Eukaryota, Fungi, Basidiomycota, Agaricomycetes, Boletales, Suillaceae. Gene Ontology annotation, biological process: protein N-linked glycosylation; UDP-N-acetylglucosamine metabolic process; fructose 6-phosphate metabolic process. The transcript has 3 exons. The record is from RefSeq and is a predicted model, not a curated record. Bases 1 to 438 code for a protein of 145 amino acids. Gene Ontology annotation, molecular function: carbohydrate derivative binding; L-glutamine:D-fructose-6-phosphate transaminase (isomerizing) activity.
AUGUCGAGUUUGCUGGAGCGGAAGCCGAAAGCCAUGCUGUUCCCACUUCCCCCACUUCUCGAUUGGCGCCUCCAUCGUUACCCAAGGUUUCUCGCCAUUGGUCCCACAGCUUCACCGCGUGCUCUACUUAUGGUUGACAUCGCUGAGGAUCAAUUGCACAUUCACCAUCUGCGCCGGGAUGAGUCUGGUAAGGCCGAGACACCUGCCAUUCGCAACAUCGAGACACUCGAGAUUGAAAUCGCCGAGAUCAUGAAGGGCAAGUUCGAUCACUUCAUGCAGAAAGAGAUUUACGAACAGCCUGAAUCCAUCGUCACCACGAUGCGUAGACCCGUGAACUUCGAUGAUCGUUCCUCGCACUAUGGACUGCUUGCAAGGUCUUUUGAACAUUAUUCCCCUGCAGCUGUUGAGCUACCACUUGGCCAUGAAGAACGGGUUUGA